AUGGAGGAGGGCGUGGAUAGCCCGCCCACCUCCAAAAAAAGACCACGACGGCCUGAUGAUCACCAGAACGGAUCUGGUCUUGGCGGCGGAGGUGAUGAUUGUGGUUUAUGCAUUUUAAACGAUGGUAGCUCUACAACAGUUAAUUAUCCUAGACAUAAUCCCUCAGCAAUAGAUGUAAGUUUUAUAAGUCCCCAGUUGGCUCCAUUCUGUGAAUGGUCAGUAUAUGAUGAUGCUAUGGGUAGUUAUCACUACCCAACUAUCACAAAUAUUACUAUAAACCCUGAAAGAUAUACAGUAAUAUAUGGUACAGAAAAAUUUUUGUAUAAUAAAACAGAUUGGAAUAAGUAUGCAGAAGUCUCUAAUAAUGUCUUUCAAGACAUGAUAGUUAGUAAAGAGAAUCCAGUUGCCUCUUAUGAGGAGUUUUGUAACAGACUUAAUAAGCUUAAACAAAUGUGUGUUCCUAAAUUUACUAAAACCAACUUUAGAGGCAGACCACCAGCGCCCUGGUGGAAUAGUACAUGUGAAGAGGCUGUUAUAAAAUCUUACAACGCACUUAAACUUUAUAGAAACGAUCCCACGGUAGAUAAUUAUAUAAAUUAUAAAAGACUAGACGCGCUAAAGAAACGCACUAUAAAGGAGCAAAAACGAAUUAGUUGGAAUAGUUACUGUAACAGCUUUAAUAGAACUACUCCCAUUAGUCAAAUUUGGAAUCUCAUUAAAAAGUUUAAGGGUGUCAGAACUGGUAAUAAGUCGUAUAGGGAUGAUUUUGUGCAACCAUUCUUAGACAAACUAUCUGAUAAUACAAAUUUAGUAAACUCCAAUUCAUUAAAUGAUUAUUUUAUAUCUAACAAUGAAAACCCUCAAUCAAGAUUUCUUUUAGAACCUUUUUCAUGGUCCGAAUUUAUAAUGAGUUUACAAUCCCGUAAAAAUACUAGUCCCGGUUUAGAUGACUUUCCCUAUUUAUUAAUAACAUAUUUACCUGAAUCCAUAAAAUUAAUAUUUUUAAAUGUACUUAACAGUCUCUGGCAUAAGAAAUUAAUUCCAACAUCAUGGAAGACUCAAUGUGUUAUUCCAAUUCUUAAACCAGAUAAAUCACCAGAAAAUGCAAGUUCUUAUCGUCCAAUCUCACUAUCAUCGUGUCUUGGUAAGAUAUUUGAAAACAUGUUGAAGACUCGCCUCGACUGGUAUGCGGAAUCAAAUACUAUCAUCCCUCACAUUCAAUAUGGAUUUCGUAAAGGAAGAAGCUGUGCAGACAGCUUUAUUUCUCUAACAAAUGAUCUGAAAAAUGCGAAAAAUAAUAAGAUACAUACAGUUUGCGUAUUUUUAGAUGUCCAAGGGGCCUUUGAUAGUGUAGAUCCUGGCAUACUGGUCAAGGUACUAAGUAAUGCUGGGAUACCAGGACAGUUGUGUAAAUGGAUCUAUGAUUUUCUAAGUAAUAGAGUUCUAUAUGUUAGGCAUAACAAUGUUCUACAUGGACCCAGAAUUGCCUCAAAAGGUACCAUGCAAGGUGCAACUUUGUCACCAUUGUUAUAUAACUUGUACACAUGUGAAAUAUGUAAAUAUGUAGAUACCAAAAAUGUAAAUAUACUUCAGUUUGCUGAUGAUUUAGUUUUAUACAGUUCGGAUUUAAACUUAACAUUAGCUGUAGAAAAAGUAAAUACUGGAUUAAGACAAUUGAAUAACUAUUACCAGCACAGACUAAACUUAAAAGUAAAUACUAUGAAAAGUAAUGUCAUGAUAUUUGGAAAAGACCUACCAAUGAUAAAUGUUACUUAUAAUGGUGAUGUUAUACAACAAGUAAGCGAAACGAGCGGCAAACAGGAUUUCAACCAUCCUAAGUUCAAAGAUAUAGUUAUUUUACUAGAUGAAUAUAAUGGUAUUAAGUACACUGCAUAUAAGGUUGCGUUUAAGAUUUUCGUUCUCCAAAAACAACUUAAAGUACCUCCCCUCCGAAUAAGUUCUGGUGUUUUUGCGAGGCAUCAGCUAAGUUUGUCAGAAAGCAGUUUAUCCCUUGAUACAGCUGAAUUGGAGGCAGUUCUUGCUGAUAUUUACUUUGCUGCGGAGAAGGAAGGAUUGUUUGAUGGUGACAUUGAUUUGGCUGUGGAUCUAGUUAUCAAUCUGUUGUUAAAUGUUUAUGAUGAAAACAGAAAUACUCCAAUAAGAGUGCUUGCUGCCAAAACAUUACUAAUAAUUCUAAGUGAAGAAUCUGUUGAUGACAAAUGGUUUGCUCUAGCCAACUGCUGUGCUGACCACAAUGGUUGUGUGUCUCCUCGGAGAUUAUCAGCAUUGCUCCAACAUGUUGCCGUUUUAGCAAAAUACUUGGGAGGACCUGGAGACCAAGUUCAAAGUGAUGUUGACGGAUGCUUUAGUAAGAGUGCUGGUAUGCUUGGUGUCAGCUGUCGUUCAGUAGCAGAUUGGGGUGUUAACACCUGCUGCAGUACAAACUGGCUAAUUGUAGUACAGAGGGUAGUUUCUAGUAGAAAUUGUUCUACCGCCAACGCGUCUUGUGUUGUAUGUUUACAACCACUUAUACAGGUACUAAAAUUCAAGUGUGCUAAAUGCACGGAUCUAUACUUCUGUGAGAAGUGCUAUUUAUACGACAAAGACUUAAAUAAUAUUACUGGACACAAGAAGUCUCAUUUAGUUUAUGAGGUUAAUGAUGGACAGAUAAAACCAACAGAGUGUCUCAGUUUUAUGAAGGGUAUGAAACGAUUUUUCUUCUGCACAAAGACUGGUAAGAAAUCAAGCAAAAAAGGAAGUAAGAAAAAGAAAGAAAGACCGGGGUCUGUCAGGAGAAAACAGGACGAAAAGCCAGCGAUUUUCACCUCAACAGUUGGUAAAGCUUCUGGACAUAAGAGGAAUAAUCCAGCGAUUACUUUAGAAGAUAUUAUAACGCAAUUGGAAAAUCAAACUAGAGCCCUAAAAGAUAUUUCAAGCCAACUGCAAGAAGUCUCCCAGACAUGUGAUGAUGAAUUAAAAACAAAAGUUGAUACACACUACAAUCAAAUAUCGGCACAGAUAAGCCGUUUAAGAGAACUAAAGGAAAAUCUUACAAGUGAAGGAAAGACGGAGAAAAGUGAACGGCCACAAGCAUUCGAUAUGUUCAGUCCUAUACCAGUUGAUGAAAAACAAGCGAAAAUGACGGAAAAUCUUAAAAACCAGCCUCGAGUCCUCAGCAUGGACUCUGGGAACUUCUCAGUGACGUCCAAACAUGAGAAUCAGGUGUUGUCUAUGACAGGAGAUGCCUUGAAGCCGGUGAUACAAGGAACUUCAGAUAGUAUAUCUGCCGUGUCUAUGAAUGAAAUGACUAAUUGGUAUAAUGAAACUGGUGCUGAGAAAAGAUCUAGGACAAUCCUUCCAGACCAAACGUGCCAUAACAUAACGACAGAGCAACGAUUCGCGGCGGAUAUGCGCAGCGUUGAACAGAGUAAUGACAAAAUGAAAGAGUUGAAUGCGGACCUGGACACAGUUCUGGACAGGCUUCAGCAGAUAUUGACACAUAACUUUACUGUUGACGAAUCGUGCUUCGAUAACAGCCAACUCAAGGAGACUGCAAACGAAAUGGAAGGUUUACUUGGCUCAUUAAUACGCGGCGUUGAGCAAAGGGCAACACUCAAUACUAAAGGGAUGGUCUGA
This is a messenger RNA of Leptosia nina, 3636 nucleotides long. NCBI's taxonomy places the organism in Eukaryota, Metazoa, Arthropoda, Insecta, Lepidoptera, Pieridae. The record is from the annotation of a GenBank genome assembly.